This is a messenger RNA of Plectropomus leopardus (leopard coralgrouper), 1366 nucleotides long. The record is from RefSeq and is a predicted model, not a curated record. NCBI's taxonomy places the organism in Eukaryota, Metazoa, Chordata, Actinopteri, Perciformes, Serranidae.
UGUCUGUUUUUAGAGGUGGAUGUGAUCUGCAACAUUCAGGCUACGUCACCGUGUCUCCAUCCGUUCCAUCUGAGGGAGGCCCUGGAGAUGAUCACGCUGCAGGGCUUUGACUCGGUCUUCUCCGUGGUCCGGAGGCACCACUUCCGCUGGAAGGAGGUCAAGAAAGGAUCGGGUGAGUUGACGGAGCCGUUGAAUCUGGACCCGGCCAACCGUCCGCGGCGUCAGGACUGGGACGGCGAGCUGUGCGAGAACGGCUCGUUCUACUUCACCACCAGAGACCUGGUGAACGGAGGAAUCUUGCAGGGCGGUAAGGUGGCGUACUACGAGAUGAUGCCAGAGUACAGCGUGGACAUCGAUGUGGACAUCGACUGGCCCGUGGCAGAGCAGAGGGUUCGCAGGUACGGAUACUUCGGUCGGGCCUCGCCGGAGGUGGUUCGCCUGAUGUUCUGCAGUGUUUCCGGAUGUCUGACGGACGGGAGGAUCUUCCUGUCGGUGUCCGGAGAGGAGAUGGUGUCCAUAAACAGCAGAGACACGGAGGGCAUCCGCAUGCUGCAGAGAGAAGAGAUGGAGGUCGUGCUGUUGACCUCCAGCGCGGACCCCGUGGCCCAGUCGCUGGCGGACAAACUGGCCAAGAGGACGGGCUGCCAGGUCGUCCAGGUGAGCGAGGAGCCGCUGAACGACCUGAAGCCGCUGCUGGAGCAGAGGAGGCUGGAGUGGAAGGACGUGGCCUACAUGGGAAAAGAGAAACAGGACGUCAUCUGUCUGAGCCUGGCGGGUUUGAGCGGCGUGCCUAAUGACGGUCUGCCGGUCGCCAAAAACGCUGCAGAGUACACGUGCCGCAGCGUCGGCGGGAUGGGAGCCGUGCGGGAGUUUGCCGAGCACAUUCUGCUGCUUAAAGAAAAAGCGAAGGCGCAGAAGGAUCAGCAGCGAAUCAACCGCCACGACUUCUGAUGCCGAAUGUGAAUCAGUCUGAUCCACAUGGAAGAGAUUUACAGUUUGUGCACAAACAAUAGAAAUAAUCACAUAAUGUACUUAAAAAUAGUACUUUAAAAUGUUAUAAAUAAUAGUUUUUUAUAAGAUGUACGAAGGAGGAUUAGGCCGUGUUAAUAAAAAAAGAAAAUCUUUGAUUGAAUGAAGUAAAAAAAAAAUACGGGAAUUAAGUUGUAAUUUUUAGGGAAAAAAGUCACAAUAUUAUGAGAUUAAACUCGUAAAUUUUCCAGAAGAAAAGUGUAUUAUUACGCAGUUAAACUUGUAAAUUUACAUGGCGAAAGUUGCAGAUUGAACUGGAUAUUACUUUUUUUCUCGUACAGUUACGAGUUUAUUUAAGUAAUAUAAUAAUAAUUAAUAAUAAUAGUUUAAUCACAUA